CAUUAAUCCGGGUUAUAUGGCGUGGUACAAUAGGAUCACCGUGUCGUACCUAGUUCAACCUGGGACACAGUCAACUGACGGGAUGAACGAGGCAGCCUCUUCUAAUUUAUUGGCGGUUGAGACCCUUCAGGGGAUAUGGCAUUUGACCUCUGAGCAUGACACAGACCCUCGGUUCAGGCAGAUUCGAGACAUGGCUGCUUCGGCACUUCGUGCGAUGAACCAUGCUGAUGCGAUGGAGUAUCCAUCUUCUCAACGGCAAAAUGUGGUCGUGCCGCCACGCCCACCAACUUCUCUUCGUCAUGGACUGCCGGGUGUCCGGACGGGUGGGCACGGGAUUACACGACAGCAUAGGUUGGCCACCCCCCACCUAAGUCCACCAUCGUAGCACAGUGACCAACAUUCUUUUGUAAUCCUAUUCAGCAUUCGAACCGCACCACUGUUGACAUCAUAUAGUGCUCGACGUCUUCUGGCAAAUUUACGUUCCUGAGAA
Messenger RNA from Salvia splendens (bonfire salvia), 490 nucleotides. RefSeq lists its product as uncharacterized. Lineage: Eukaryota; Viridiplantae; Streptophyta; Magnoliopsida; Lamiales; Lamiaceae. The record is from RefSeq and is a predicted model, not a curated record. The transcript has 3 exons. Bases 17 to 385 code for a protein of 122 amino acids.